AGAGAGAGAGAGAGAGAGAGAGAGAGAGCGGCUGAGCAAGAGAACCAGAUUGAGAGAUAAGUGUGUGUGUUUGAGUGUGUGUGUGUGUGUGUAUGUGUGUGUGUGUGAGUGAGUGUGUUGAGUCAAUCAGUUUCCGAAAAAGGGCGUCCUCCUCCUGAUUUCUCUCAUGUUUGUCUCCCCGGAGGAAGGGGCGGUCUCAGCGCCACAGCAGAUCCGGAAUCAGUAGGUGUUCGCUCGGCUCUGUUCGGCUCGGUCGGUCGGUCGGUGGGCUCCGCUGACGGUUCGGUUCCUACGACAGAGAGGUUACAGGAAGCAGAACCGGGAGCAGCUCAAAAACGGUCACAAAUAAAGAAAAAUAAAGAAGAGAGGUGAAGCCUGAAAGUGUCGACCGAGGGAGGGGAAGACAAACCCGGAGCAGAAAAGAGGAAUAAAAUUGAAGAAGAAAAAAAAAAAAAGUAGAGGCACAAGAAGAGAAAAGAUGCCUCUGGCUCAGUUGGCGGAUCCCUGGCAGAAGAUGCCCCUGGGGGGGACUGCUGGAGAGGACGCGCAUCACGACCCCGAGGACUUGGUGGGCGAUGACGACUCCAUGCCUCUGUGCACCGAUGACGUGCCAAUCAAGGAGAUCAACAUCACGAACCACGUGAAGGAGGGAUCAGAGAAAGCUGACCCACGACAGUUCGAGCUCCGCAAAGUCCUGGGACAGGGCUCCUUCGGCAAGGUGUUUCUGGUGAGGAAGAUCACAGGUCCAGAUGCGGGUCAGCUUUACGCCAUGAAGGUCCUGAAGAAAGCAACAUUGAAAGUGCGUGACAGAGUCAGGACAAAGAUGGAGAGAGACAUCCUGGUGGAGGUCAACCAUCCCUUCAUUGUCAAACUGCACUAUGCCUUUCAGACGGAGGGAAAGCUCUACCUAAUCCUGGACUUCCUCAGAGGAGGAGAUCUGUUCACUCGUCUCUCUAAGGAGGUGAUGUUCACAGAGGAAGACGUGAAGUUUUACCUGGCAGAACUUGCUCUCGCCCUUGAUCACCUUCACAGCCUGGGCAUCAUUUACAGAGACCUCAAGCCAGAGAACAUCCUGCUCGAUGAGGAAGGACACAUCAAGCUGACUGACUUUGGCCUCAGUAAGGAGUCAAUAGACCACGAGAAUAAGGCAUACUCCUUCUGUGGGACGGUGGAGUACAUGGCUCCUGAGGUGGUGAACAGAAGAGGACACACGCACAGCGCCGACUGGUGGUCAUACGGGGUACUCAUGUUCGAGAUGCUGACGGGAACGCUGCCGUUUCAAGGCAAAGACCGGAAAGAGACGAUGACCAUGAUCCUCAAGGCGAAGUUGGGAAUGCCUCAGUUUUUAAGUUCAGAAGCUCAGAGUCUCCUCAGGAACCUUUUCAAACGCAACCCUGCUAACAGAUUAGGAGCCGGACCAGACGGUGUGGAGGAGAUCAAGAGGCAUCAGUUCUUCAGCACCAUCGACUGGAAUAAACUGUUCCGCAGAGAGAUCCCCCCUCCCUUCAAACCGGCUGCAGGACGACCUGACGACACUCUCUAUUUUGAUCCAGAGUUCACAGCUAAAACACCCAGAGACUCUCCGGGGGUUCCUCCCAGUGCCAACGCCCAUCAGCUGUUCAGAGGAUUCAGCUUUGUGGCGAUAACAGAAGAGGACAUACAACCACUACCCAAUGCUAUUGUACAGCAGCUGCACAGAAGCACAUCCCAGUUCUCAGACGCCUACGAGAUCAAAGAGGACAUCGGCGUCGGGUCGUACUCAAUCUGUAAACGUGGCGUGCACAAAGGAACCGGCAUGGAGUACGCUGUCAAGAUCAUCAACAAGUCCAAGAGAGACCCGACGGAGGAGGUGGAGAUCCUGCUGAGAUACGGACAACAUCCCAACAUCAUCACCCUCAAAGAUGUGUACGAUGACGGCCGGUCUGUGUUUCUGGUGACGGAGCUGAUGAAAGGAGGAGAGCUGCUGGAUAAAAUCCUGCGGCAGAAGUUUUUCUCUGAGAGAGAAGCCAGCGCUGUUCUCUACACCAUCACCAAGACGCUGGAGUACCUGCACGUCCAGGGGGUGGUGCACAGAGACCUGAAGCCGAGCAACAUCCUCUAUGUGGACGAGAGCGGGAACGCCGAGUCCAUCAGGAUCUGCGACUUUGGUUUCGCCAAACAGCUGAGAGCAGAGAACGGUCUGCUCAUGACGCCGUGUUAUACUGCCAACUUUGUCGCCCCUGAGGUGUUGAAGAAGCAGGGUUAUGAUGCCGCCUGUGACAUCUGGAGUCUGGGAGUCCUGCUCUACACCAUGCUAACAGGGUUCACCCCCUUCGCUAACGGUCCAGAGGACACUCCAGAGGAGAUUCUGGCUCGAAUCGGCAGCGGGAAGUUUUCGCUCACCGGAGGAUACUGGAACUCUGUGUCUGCUGAGGCCAAGGAUCUGGUGUCCAAGAUGCUGCAUGUGGACCCUCACCGGCGGCUGACGGCGGGUCAGGUCCUGAGACACCCCUGGGUGACGCACAGAGACCAGCUGCCCAAAUACACCCUCAACCGACACGACGAGCCGAACCUCGUCAAGGUCAAGGGGGCGAUGGCGGCCACCUACUCGGCCCUCAACAGAAACGUCCCUCCAGUCCUGGAGCCGGUCGGCUGCUCCACACUCGCCCAGCGCAGGGGGAUGAAAAAGAUCACCUCCACCGCUCUGUGACUUUUGAACCCUGCCUCCCUUACCUCCUCGUCUUAACUCUUGACCUCGACCUGACCACCUCCUGACCCCCCCCUCCUCCUCCUCCCCCUCUCCUCUCCCGUCCGGUGGGACAGACUACUGAUGAACCCAGGAACCGCUUACGCCAAAUAGGAACACAGAGACCACCUCCGCCCCUGCUCCCUGUCUGGUCCUGCACCUUAACGGACUCCUCUGAUUGGAUCUCGUGGUUGAAGACCUGUCGUUUAGGUCUCAUCUUUGCUUUGGACAAUCAGCGCGUCAGGAAAAAGAAAGUACUGUAUUUAUUCACUCCAAACGGGGCCAGUGUGAACAUAGGAACACGGUUAUCUAAUGUAUGCAUUUAAAGAGCUAGGAUCAUCGUUAUUCUGCUGUCGUCAUGGUUCUGCGUAGCUGUAGAUCCUGUAUUUAAACCUCAAGUAGCCUCUGAGAUGACGGUGUCUACAGAGAAGGACAGAAGGCGAGAAUCAACGGGGGCUCAAAGAUUUACCUGCAGAGAUAAAAACAAGACUGCGGAAAGAUUACAAAGCAUUUACUCACCUUACAGCUCAGACUCGAUGUUUUUCAUGGUGAAGAAAAGUCUCAGGAGCCUGAGUUUUCUAUAUCUAACACCUCCUGUAUUCAGUAUUUUACCUUGAAUCUGCAAAAGAACGAAAAAGCAAUUUGUCCGUCUCAGCCUGAAGAUGACUUCAUUCUCAAAGUCCAACAGUUUGCUGAUAAAUCAAGCAGUGUGUUUCAGAAACUCAACUGAAUCUAGGGAAUGAAACGAAGCUUCCUCCCCUCAGGUUGUAGAUAAACGUACAAGACAGGACUCAAAUAUUUGUAAUUAUCUUUUUGUCGACAUCCUGUGAAAAAAACAAAACAUAAUAACUGUUUCUCUCACCUGGAAACUCGUCAGAUCCCACUGAAAUCAGCUGAAACACCAAACCAGUAUAUAACAGAGUUAU
This is a messenger RNA of Labrus mixtus (cuckoo wrasse), 3651 nucleotides long. It is a transcript of the gene rps6ka3b, whose product is annotated as ribosomal protein S6 kinase, polypeptide 3b. Lineage: Eukaryota; Metazoa; Chordata; Actinopteri; Labriformes; Labridae. The coding region runs from base 479 to 2689 and encodes 736 amino acids. Gene Ontology annotation, molecular function: ribosomal protein S6 kinase activity; magnesium ion binding; ATP binding. The transcript has 22 exons. The record is from RefSeq and is a predicted model, not a curated record. Gene Ontology annotation, biological process: protein phosphorylation; intracellular signal transduction.